AUGGAUAAUGAAGAAGUAUUUUAUGAUGAAAGUGAUAAAGAAAAUGAUGAAAAUGAUGAGAAUAAUGAAUGUGAUGAAUUUAUAAGAUCAUGGUUAGAAAUAUUAGUAGAAGAUACUAAUAAUGGAAUUAAUAAUAUUUCAGGUAAUCAAAUAGAUGAAGAUUCUUCCGAAUUCAAUGCAUUACUUGAAAAUCAAAUUCAUCCUGCAGAUAAUGACGAUGCAAAAUGGGAUUUAACAACUUUAUUCAAAUUUGGUAAUUCCAGUAUUCCAAAAUAA
Rhizophagus irregularis DAOM 181602=DAOM 197198 is the source of this 276-nucleotide messenger RNA. RefSeq lists its product as uncharacterized. NCBI's taxonomy places the organism in Eukaryota, Fungi, Glomeromycota, Glomeromycetes, Glomerales, Glomeraceae. The record is from RefSeq and is a predicted model, not a curated record.